AUGGUUGAACUCUUUGAGGUUGGGUAUGGAUUGGAAGACACCCAUGUUAUUGUUACUGGUGCGGCUGGCUUCAUCGGGAGCGUUGUGGUAGCCGGCUUUCUCUCUGUGGGCGCCAAAGUCACUGCAUUAGACAUCAAUGCUGUUAAACUUAACAAUCUGGGCAAUCAUCCCAAUCUGAAUAAGGAAAUUUGCGACAUAACGUCCGAGUCACAGUUGGAAGAGUGCUUUGAACGCGCAUGUGGUCGCUUCGGGGUUGUGGCGUGUUGCGUAGCGCUCGCCUCUCUCGACUACAGUGCGCUGAACCACGUUCCAAGCAGCUGCGACAUGACUCCAUAUCAGUUCCAGCACACGCUCCAUAUCAACGUCUUCGGUACAUUCCUGACGUCGCGGACGUGGCUGCGACAUAUUCGCGCGAAUGCCAUCCCCGGCGUUACACGUAAUGUCUCCCUGAUCAUCACUGGCUCAGAAUCGGGUCACUACGGCGAACGUACCAACCCCGACUACGCGGUGGGCAAGGCGGCAGUGCAGUACGGCCUACUUCCCAGUCUCAAGGCAGAUGUGCCGCGCAUCUUCCCCGAUGGUCGCGUCAAUGUAAUAGCUCCAGGCCCUGUGGACACACCACAGUUCAAAAUAGAGUGUGCGGCCGAUGAAUCACAGUUAUGGAAGGACUCGCAGGCGACAUCUGCUAGUGGGAAACCGAUACCUGAGAAAGCAGUGGCUAAGGGCAUCUUGUUUUUGGCCAGUGAGAACCUUAGCGGAAGUAUCACAGGACACAUCUUAGAUGUAAAUGGCGGGAAAUAUGGAAAGUUGAUGUGGUUGGAGGGUGAGAAGUCAUAA
Messenger RNA from Penicillium lagena, 837 nucleotides. RefSeq names its product SDR family oxidoreductase. NCBI's taxonomy places the organism in Eukaryota, Fungi, Ascomycota, Eurotiomycetes, Eurotiales, Aspergillaceae. The transcript has 2 exons. The coding region runs from base 1 to 837 and encodes 278 amino acids. The record is from RefSeq and is a predicted model, not a curated record.